Messenger RNA from Arvicola amphibius (Eurasian water vole), 1799 nucleotides. RefSeq names its product tyrosine 3-monooxygenase/tryptophan 5-monooxygenase activation protein epsilon (gene Ywhae). Gene Ontology annotation, biological process: signal transduction. Lineage: Eukaryota; Metazoa; Chordata; Mammalia; Rodentia; Cricetidae. The coding region runs from base 125 to 892 and encodes 255 amino acids. The record is from RefSeq and is a predicted model, not a curated record. The transcript is spliced from 6 exons. Gene Ontology annotation, cellular component: cytoplasm.
CAGGCGGAAGUCCCGGAUUGAGGCGCCGCCAUUUUUACUGCUCGGACGCGGAGCGAGAAGCUGAGAGUCGGAGACGCUAUCCGCUUCCAUCCGUCGCGCAGACCCUGCCGGAGCCGCUGCCGCUAUGGAUGAUCGGGAGGAUCUCGUGUACCAGGCGAAGCUGGCAGAGCAGGCCGAGCGAUACGACGAAAUGGUGGAAUCAAUGAAGAAAGUAGCAGGAAUGGAUGUGGAGCUGACAGUUGAAGAACGAAACCUUUUAUCUGUUGCAUAUAAAAAUGUGAUUGGAGCCAGAAGAGCAUCCUGGAGAAUAAUCAGCAGCAUUGAACAGAAGGAAGAAAACAAGGGAGGAGAGGACAAACUAAAGAUGAUUCGGGAGUACCGGCAAAUGGUUGAAACUGAGCUCAAAUUAAUCUGUUGUGACAUUCUGGAUGUACUGGACAAACACCUCAUUCCAGCAGCUAACACUGGCGAGUCCAAGGUUUUCUAUUAUAAAAUGAAAGGGGACUACCACAGGUAUCUGGCUGAGUUUGCCACAGGAAAUGACAGGAAGGAGGCCGCAGAAAACAGCCUCGUGGCUUACAAAGCUGCUAGUGACAUUGCCAUGACAGAACUUCCUCCAACGCACCCCAUUCGUUUAGGUCUUGCUCUCAACUUUUCCGUAUUCUACUAUGAAAUUCUUAAUUCCCCUGACCGUGCCUGCAGGUUGGCAAAAGCAGCUUUUGAUGACGCUAUUGCAGAACUGGACACGCUGAGUGAAGAAAGCUAUAAGGACUCUACGCUUAUCAUGCAGCUGCUACGUGAUAACCUGACGCUUUGGACCUCAGACAUGCAGGGCGAUGGUGAAGAGCAGAAUAAAGAAGCGCUGCAGGAUGUGGAAGAUGAAAAUCAGUGAGACGUACUAAAGCCAACAAGAGAACACAUCUCUGAUCACCCUCCCUCCCCACCCUCCCCUUGGAAGUUCCCCAUUGUCACUGAGAACCACCAAAUUUGACUUUCACAUUUGGUCUCAGAAUUUAGGUUCCCGCCCUGUUGUUUUUCUUUCUUCCUCCUUUUUUUCUCCCCUCCCCUUUUUUAAAACAAACAAACAGUUUUCAGAAGUUCUUAAAGGCAAGAGUGAAUUUCUGUGGAUUUUACUGGUCCCAGCUUUUAGGUUCUUUACGACACUAACAGGACUGCAUAGAGGCUUUUUCAGCAUUACUGUAUUGUCUCCAGCCACACGGGCAAGAUCAUCAUUAGAAAUGGAAAUGACAUUUGAAAGCCAUUAGACUUCUAGGUGAUGCAUCUAAGAAAGAUUAAUCACAUGAUAGAGGCAUAUGUGCUGUCAUUUUUCCUUUUUUUAAUUGUUUAAAUUGAAUUUUAUACCAAUGUUUAAACUUAAUUGGAUAUUAGCUUGAGAUGUUUUGGGGGAGUUUGUUAUAAUGGUUUUGCUGUCAAAUGUGUUUGGAACUCUGCUGAAGUGUUGCUGAAAGGCAUGGUGCUGGUAACAGUUCAACAAUCCGUGGCUGCUCAUUCUUGCCGACUCCUCCCCCUCUGAAGCAGGUUAGCAUUGAAGGUGGUAUGGAAGCCUGCAUGCGUGCUCAACUCUCUUCCUUUCCCCUCGCUCCUUAGCCUCCUUCCCUCCUCCUACUCUUCCGCUCGCUCAACCUCUUUUGUUCAGUAUGUGUAACUUGAAGCUAAUUUGUACUACUGGAUGUCUGACUGGAGCCACAGAUGCAGCAUCUGUAUUGUUCUUACUGAAACACAGCAUGGAAUUAACAUUAAACUUAAAUAAAACAAACCUAAAUUAAAAAUGCCAAAUA